CGGUAAAAUCUGUCAUCCUUACUAUGUAACUUUGAUCAAGUAAACAAGUUUUUUACAAUGUUUUCUGAACUUAUUUUCUUUUUGACUCUCAGCCUUUACAUCCCCUACGCAAAGCUACACGUUACUGAGCCGAUGAGCCGACGGGCUCGUCUGCAGGAUCUAUUCAGCAUCAGGAAGAGGAUCCUGGCGCGACGACAGCUGUCUGAUGGCGAGGGAGAGAGGGGCGAGAGAGGAGACCCUCCCAUUUCUCGUCCUACAGUCCCGACCACCACCCUGAAGCCAUCAGGGUUCUACUGCCUGGAGUGCGGGCGCGGGCAGCCGUGGAUCCCCGAGUCCACCGCCUGCCAUGACAUGUUCGACUCCGAGAACCACGAGUUCUUGGGCAAUGAUGCCGGCACCUGCUACACUCACACCGGAUGCUAUAAGGGGUUCCUGGAUGUGGGGGACCAUUUCUACGAGCGCGGGUGCAUUGAGAAGGAGUACUAUUUUGCGGAUUUUACAGGUACGAUGCACUACAUCCACAACCUAAACAGGACUUCGUAUUUCCCAGAACUAAGUUCUGUGAUGGAGUUGACUACUCAACUGGAUACAGAAGCCUUUAUGCAAUAUAAGGUAGAUCUGGACAAGUACCGUCGUGAGUUCAACCAGAACAUGAUCCAGACCUCGGAGCGGUACGCCGCGCUCGCCAGCGCGAUGGUCAAGAAGGCCAACAUCACCGGUAAACCCCUGGACGGCUGCAUCAGGUCGACAUCCCAGUCAGAGGUCUACUACGGCACCGGGGUCACGCUGCCGGUCUACCACCACGUCUGCGUGUGCACCGGCGACAGGUGCAAUACGGGUGGGAGUAGGACCACUAAUGGUUUGGGGUUUUGGUGUUUUGUGGCGUAUUUUGUGUUGUGUUUGUUUUUAGUUGGAUGAUUUUAUAAGCGAAUUUAGUUUAAAUUGUUUUAAAACAAUAUAUAUUAUUUACAUAAUU
This is a messenger RNA of Plutella xylostella (diamondback moth), 976 nucleotides long. RefSeq lists its product as uncharacterized. Lineage: Eukaryota; Metazoa; Arthropoda; Insecta; Lepidoptera; Plutellidae. The record is from RefSeq and is a predicted model, not a curated record.